Molecule: messenger RNA, 2530 nt
Organism: Linum trigynum
Lineage: Eukaryota; Viridiplantae; Streptophyta; Magnoliopsida; Malpighiales; Linaceae
Source: the annotation of a GenBank genome assembly
CAAAACUUUUCUUUCCUUUAUCUCUUUGCUCAUUUCUCAAGAAGCGAUAACUGAUAAGAAUUUCAAAUGUUACCCUUCUAGCUAACAUAUAUACUGCAACUGUUCAGAGCAUCCUAUCAUACUCUCUAAGCAACACAAAUGUUAGAGCUUUUCUAUAUAAUUACAAGCGAACUGCCCUAGCUCCUGCAACCCUGCACAAACUAGCAGUAGAACAUGGUCUUCUUUAGAUUCCCUUAAUGCUUGGAAGCGGCUGGACUUCAUUCAACAUUCCAAUUACCAUACAUUCUCCUCAUGAACUACGUACCAACUGUUCUGCCUCCCUCUAUCUAGGUACGAUCUUGAAAAGCAUUCAGAUGAGCAUAGUAUAGUAGGCUGGUGGUACUGCAAAUGUAAUCAUAAAAGCUCUUAGUCACAUCCAGCGUAAUAACAAAUUUACCUACUUCAAAUGUUAAUUCGAUCACCAACCUCGCCACCUCGGUCAGUUUGAAGAUAAUUGACUUACAUACAGAGCAGCUCAAAUAUGUGAAACAAGACCAUGAGACAGCCAUAUUUAUAUGAUAGAUACAUUUGCAAAUUAAAAAGGACAACAGGCCUACAUGAGGAACCAACGAACUACCCAUUCUAGAAUUAUUUUCAGAUUUAUAUCCCCUGCAUAUUCUACUGUAAUCAAACCAUCAAACAGAUAUUCAGAAAAUAAAACAAAAGGCAAAGAAUAAAACACUUGCACUAAACAAUGACUUCCUAAUAGUAAGCAUGUACCUCUCGACGAUCCUUAACAAGUUCAUCUUGAAGAUUCUGCAAACUUGUCUCAUUUUAGAUUUGAUCUUGAGAAGCACCAUCUCUUAACAUUUCCCCCUCUUCCUAUAAUGGUAACGGAAAUGAGAAGGCGGAAUAAGGCUUCUCCGUCACUUUGGGCAGCCGGUGGUUUGGGCCAGUUCGCAUGAUCGUAGAGUUUGGGCUGAUUUAAUAAAACAGAGCAGUGCCACAUCACUUAUAUAUCCACCAAUCAGAAACGGCUGCACCGGUGCCGCACUUUUAAUUGCGGCACCAUAGUAUCAGCCAAUUGUGUUGAGAAGCAGUGAUGGGCCUAAGGCCCUAAAGAAAUUACGAAGCCCAAAAACACGGAGUUAAGCGAACUAUGAACCCAAUGUCCAUAAACACGAUCACCUCGAAUAAUGGGCCUCAAGAAAACUAUGAAGCCCAUAAACACGUGGCCUCCAACAAAGAGCAGGCCAAAGCGCGCUGGGCACCUCUUGGUCUACUCCUUUCUGCCGCCGACGGUGACCUUGGCGAUUUACGACACAAAAACACUUGCGGACACCAGACCAGUCACCGCCUCCGAGUCUGCAGUCGGCGAUCGCCGUCACUCCUCGCCGCUGAGUACUGCGUUUCAGAUUAAAAGUGAACAAUGCCGUCUCUGCAAACUGCAUUGCCGCCUGAACUUGCCAACAACGUUCUUAGAGUUGAGUAUCAUCAUUUCAAUUCAUUUCCUUUUCAAUUCAUUUGGCCUUCAAAGUAUCAUAUUUCUGGGUUAUGGUUUCGUUCUGAUUACUGGCUGGGAAAAUCGGAGCUGCGUAAUAGUGACGAUGGAAUUGGUUGUGUUGCAGCUUUACAAGGAAUGUCUUCGAAGAGCCAAGUUCGUUGGUCAUCAGCAACACAACACGGCGUUGUUGGUUGAAAUGGUGAGGCAGCAGUUUAAAAAGCACAAGCACGAGACCGACCCUGACAAAAUCCAGAAGUUGAAAGACGAUGCGGCAAGAGGACUUAUAAACCACAUGCUCUACGAAUCUGAGAAGAUGUCUGGCCGUAAGUUCAGCAAGAGCGCUUAGUCUUUUCGCAUCUUAGAAGGUUGUUGUUCCUUGGUUUUUGCUGAGCAAAGUUGCUGUCCUUUAGGUAUAGAAGAACAGAUUGAAUAAUAGGAAACGAGUUUUCUUUUCUGUAUCCUCGUUGUUUCACGUAACCUUUGCUUGAACAGUAGUGUUUUGAUGGCUUGAUCAUCUUCCACAUGUUGUUUAUGUGCUGUCUGUUUGUAGAUGUAAAGCUUAUUCUGGAAAUGGCCAAUGGAAGCCAGUUUGUUAAGAUGGAUCAAACCAUUUUGGCGAUCUCGCUAUCUUCUAUUUUGUCCCAUCGCUUACUUGUUCCCUUUGCCUUAGAAGCAAUCAAAGUAGCUGAAUUUAGCCUUGCUUAGUUGGACAGAGGUGGGCAUAUUAAGGUAUGUAGAGCUCGUCCUGUUCUGCGGAAGCUUAGUAUAGUUUGCAGGCAACUGGGAUCCUUAAUAUUUGUUCCCAUUGUGAAAUGUUGGCCAUUGAGGGAGGACAAACACCAGAGCAGCUGUGGCAAGCUGCUUCUGAAAUCCUUCCCGUUCAGUCGUCUUUUCUUUAUAUGCCACUAGUCUUUCUAUCUUGGACUUUGUUUUUGCUCCAUCUGCUGCCAUUGGCUGCAAUGCUCAUAACAAGCCUGGAACCAGUAAUUCAUGCAAGGUAUAUUAGGAUUCCAUUAGUUCAUCUAUGAAUACACCAUUGAAUGUAUU